AUGCUCAAGGUCUUCAGCUGCGGCAUGCCAGAAAACAGUGAAAAAAAUGUGUGGGAAAUUCAGACUCUACGGAAGGACUCCUUGCUGGAUUUCACCAAUGCUUCAUCUUUGGACUUUUUAAUAUUGUUUAUGAAUACUCUUUGUUCACAUUGCCUAACCGAACAUGCUGCCAUAAGGAAAGGAAACUAUGCGAUCGAUACGGUGAAACUAGUAACUAGAAGUAUGUUUGGCGGAGUGAUCGAUAAGAUUUCGUAUCGUGUGCGUAAUUCGGCCCUUAACCCUUGGAGGAACUCCAGGACCGUCCCACCUACUCCGAAGAACAGCGUGGAGAACCUCAUGGAGCUUGCAAAGGGCGAUUCAAAUACAAUAUUACCUCGUGAUUGUCCCGUGCAAACUGAGAAGAGAGUAUACAAGCGUUCGGAUCCGAUAGACAUCGUCUAUCCUAAGGCAACCUGGUGA
Molecule: messenger RNA, 459 nt
Organism: Necator americanus (New World hookworm)
Lineage: Eukaryota; Metazoa; Nematoda; Chromadorea; Rhabditida; Ancylostomatidae
Exons: 6
Coding region: 1-459 (152 amino acids)
Source: RefSeq, a predicted model, not a curated record